Messenger RNA from Microthlaspi erraticum, 3630 nucleotides. The record is from the annotation of a GenBank genome assembly. NCBI's taxonomy places the organism in Eukaryota, Viridiplantae, Streptophyta, Magnoliopsida, Brassicales, Brassicaceae.
AUGAUGAGUUUUGCUGCUCAAGCGACUUCAAACAGACAAGGUACUGUUUUUACCCGUGAUCUUUCUCGUCGUGACACUGGAACAUCUUUCCAAGGCGGAAUUACCAAUCGCGAUCCGUCAAGGCAAUGUACUGCGUGUGGACGUACGGGACACGAAGCAAACUCUUGCUUUAAGAUUGUUGGAUAUCCAGAGUGGUGGGGAGAGCGACCACGCAAUCGACCUGACAAUCGAAGCACACAACCUUCUCCAAUGGGUCGUGGCCGUAGUUAUACUCCAAGAGCAAACAUCACACAAAUCACUACAGCCAAUACCGCUGCGAUCGGUGAACCAUCUACAAUUACUGAGAGUGACCGUGAAGGUCUUAGUGGCUUAACUGAUGAUCAAUGGGCUGCUGUACAACGAUUACUUAAUGCUGGAAAAUCAUCUCCGAAUAUGAGUGGUAAGAACAACGUUUUCUGGAUACUUGAUACAGGAGCAACACACCACAUGACGGGUUGUCUUGAUCUUUUAGAAGACAUUCGUGACAUAACACCAAUUUCUGUUAUAUUACCUGCUGGAGCAGAUACUGUUACACUGAAACAAGGAACAGUUCGUUUGACAUCAAAACUGUCUCUACAGAAUGUUUAUUAUGUUGAUGGUUUUCAUACCAACUUGAUAUCCUUUGGUCAGCUCGUCACUGACAAUUAUCUUGUGGGACAAGUUACUGAUAAACUCAUGAUUUUACAGGACCGCACCACGAGGAUGCUGAUUGGAGCGGGUGAAAGAGAGGGAGAGGGACUGUACCGGUUUCGGAACAUGGACAAUGUGACUUCUUUACAGACCAGUGUUCAAGACAACUUAGUUUUAUGGCAUCACCGUUUAGGCCAUCCUUCACUUCCGGUCACUGGUCUUAUUCCUGGUGUUUGUACUUCUUCUACUAGCAAUAAUAGUGAGCUUUUGAUUAAGAGUUGUGAUACGUGUUUUAGAGCAAAACAGACACGGCAAUGUUUUCCUGAUAGUUUAAAUAAUGCGAAAGAGAGUUUUGAUUUAAUCCAUUGUGAUUUAUGGGGUCCGUAUCGUACCACAGCUUUUUGUGGCUCCCGUUAUUUCUUAACAAUCGUGGAUGAUCAUUCAAGAGCUGUAUGGUUAUACCUUCUUCCUGAUAAAACAUUGGUUUCUCAACAGCUUCGAGAUUUUGUGGCCAUGAUUGAACGACAGUUCUCUAAGAAAGUAAAACGAAUCCGCAGCGACAAUGGCACAGAAUUUCUUUGUCUUACACGUUUUUUUCAGGAAAAAGGGAUUCUACAUGAGACUUCUUGUGUCUACACUCCUCAACAAAAUGGUCGGGUUGAGCGGAAACAUAGACACAUACUCAACAUUGCUAGAGCUCUCCGAUUUCAAGCACAUCUUCCGAUCGAAUAUUGGGGAGAAUGUGUACUUACUGCCGGUUACUUGAUCAAUCGCACUCCUUCGAUAUUACUCAAGAACAAGACUCCUUUUGAGGUACUUUAUGGUCAUCCCCCUGGAUACAAACACUUACGUGUUCUUGGCUGCUUAGCAUAUGCUCACAACAUCGAUCAUAAAGGUGAUAAAUUUACAUCUCGAAGUCGACGAUGUGUGUUUUUGGGAUAUCCAUAUGGAAAAAAGGGCUGGAAAUUGUAUGAUUUGGAACGAGAAGUGGUUUUUGUCUCCCGUGAUGUUGUUUUUCAAGAAAAUAUUUUUCCGUUUGCCGAUACGGAUUCGAUCGCAACACCGAUUGCACAAAGGCCAGAGCCUCCUUUGUUUCCAGUUACAGCUGAGACUGAUGAUGAUGUGGUACCGUUAACACCACCAGAAGCUGAAGAUGACCACAUUGAAGAAGUUACUCUACCGAAUAUUCAUACCACUCCAUCUCCUGCUGUUGAAACUCAUGGCCGAGGACAACGAACUAAACGUCCUUCUACACGAUUACAUGACUAUGUCGUUGGUGCAGUCACUACUAAGCCUCUCUCUCCUCUCUCUUCACCUUCUCCACCACCAUCCUCAGGUUCGUUGUAUCCUCUUUGUAACUUUGUCUCCAUUGAACGUUUUUCUCCUAACCAUCGUAAGUUUUUGGUGGCUUUGGCAACUAAUAUUGAACCGAGAACUUUUGCUGAGGCAAUGAAACAUAAGCAUUGGGAAAAGGCUGUUGAUCGUGAAAUAGAUUAUCUUAUCGAGCUUCAAACAUGGAGACUCGAAGAAUUGCCUCCGGGAAAGAAAGCACUUGAUUGUCAUUGGAUCUUCACGAUCAAGUAUCAAUCUGAUGGGGAAAUUGAACGUCACAAAGCACGAUUAGUUGUCAAUGGCAAUGGUCAAGAAGAGGGAUUUGAUUACAAAGAAACCUUUGCCCCAGUUGCUAAAAUGACUACGGUACGUGUCUUUCUUGAUCUUGCGGCAAAACUGAAUCAUGAAGUACAUCAGAUGGAUGUACACAAUGCUUUUUUACAUGGAGAUUUACAUGAAGAGGUGUAUAUGAAACUUCCUCAAGGUUUUAAAUCUGAUGGAGAAACACGGGUUUGUCGUCUCCAGAAAUCACUAUAUGGUUUAAAACAAGCUUCUCGAUGCUGGUUUGAAAAACUCAGUACCGCACUUUGUGCAUAUGGUUUUAAACAGACAAAACCAGAUUAUUCUCUCUUCACCUAUGUCAAAGGCGAUGUUCACCUCCGUAUUCUGGUUUAUGUUGAUGAUCUUAUAAUUUCUGGAAGCACCUCGGCAGCGAUUCAAACGUUCAAAGACUACUUGUCUACUUGUUUUCAUAUGAAGAAUCUCGGACCCGUCAAAUACUUUCUUGGCAUCGAAGUCGCACGCAAUCCCACCGGUAUUUACUUGUGUCAGAGAAAGUAUGCAACAGAUAUUGUGGAAGAGAUGGGGUUACUUGGAUGUCGUCCAGCCAGUUUCCCUAUCGACCAAAACCAUAAACUUGCUUUGGCUGAUGGAGAUUUCCUUGCUGAUCCAGAGACGUAUCGCCGCUUAGUUGGACGUCUUAUAUAUUUGGCUGCUACACGACCGGAUCUCACUUACUCAAUCCAUAUAUUAUCUCAGUUCAUGCAUGCUCCUCGAGUUGAACAUUGGUUUGCAGCAUUGAAAGUGGUUCGAUAUAUCAAGGGUACACUUGGGCAGGGAAUUCUUCUUCGUGCUGAGUCUCCACUUCAUCUCACGGGUUGGUGUGACUCCGACUAUGCUGCUUGUCCAUUGACUCGGAGAUCUCUCACAGGAUACAUUGUUCAACUUGGUGAUUCUCCAAUCUCGUGGAGGACUCAAAAGCAAGACACGGUUUCUCGCUCGUCGGCGGAGGCGGAAUACAGAGCAAUGACAGAAAUUACUUCAGAGUUACGAUGGCUCAAGGCACUCCUCUUGGAGUUUGGAAUAGAACACAAAGAACCUAUGUCACUUAUGUGUGAUAGUAAGCCUGCUAUACACCUUAGUGCCAAUCCAGUUUUCCAUGAAAGAACAAAACAUGUUGAGGUAGAUUGUCAUUUUGUUCGAGAUGAUAUCGUUGCUGGUCUUAUCAAGCCUAUUCAUGUAUCAACAAAGGAUCAGCUUGCAGAUAUUCUCACCAAAGCUUUGGGACGAAAAGAGUUUGACACUUUUCUUAUCAAGUUGGGCAUUCAUAACUUGUAUGCUCCAACUUGA